This is a messenger RNA of Scylla paramamosain (green mud crab), 4809 nucleotides long. RefSeq names its product myotubularin-related protein 6-like (gene Mtmr6). The coding region runs from base 143 to 2362 and encodes 739 amino acids. Lineage: Eukaryota; Metazoa; Arthropoda; Malacostraca; Decapoda; Portunidae. The transcript is spliced from 16 exons. Gene Ontology annotation, biological process: phosphatidylinositol dephosphorylation. Gene Ontology annotation, cellular component: cytoplasm; membrane. Gene Ontology annotation, molecular function: phosphatidylinositol-3,5-bisphosphate phosphatase activity; phosphatidylinositol-3-phosphate phosphatase activity; metal ion binding. The record is from RefSeq and is a predicted model, not a curated record.
CGGAGACACAGUGGCGGGGGUUGGCGGCGGUGUAGAGGGAGGAGGAGGAGGCGGUGGUGGGGGUGGUGAUAGUGCCGGUGGUGGUGGUAUAGGAGGUCCGGUUCCGGGUGUGGUUCUACGUUCGGGUCCGACCACCACCGCAAUGUACCGCCGGAUCCGCUCGUGGGUUCUGGAUGAGCACGAGGAGAUUAUGUUCCGGUCCCAUCCCGUGCUGAAGAAGGUGGAGAACGUGAGGCUCCUGGACCGCUUCAGCAGCAAGAGGUCCACAGGCACGCUCUACCUGACGGCGACCCACCUCAUCUUCGUGGACCCGGACGCCAAGAAGGAGACCUGGAUCCUGCACAUGCACAUCAGUAGUGUGGACAAGCUGCCGCUGUCCACGCAGGGUUCGCCGCUCCAGGUGCGCUGCAAGACCUUCCUGGCUGUCACCUUCGUCAUCCCCAAGGAGCGAGACUGCCACGACAUCUACACGUCACUCCUGCAGCUCUCCCAGCCUGUACACCUUGAGGACCUGUACUGCUUCCACUACACAGCAAGCAGCGAUGACUUGGACAAGCGCAGUGGCUGGGACCUGUACAACCCAGCUGCCGAGUACCACCGCAUGGGUGUGCCCUGCGAGGCCUGGGCACCCACCACCCUCAACCACAACUAUGAGAUCUGUGACACCUACCCCCAAGAGCUGUACGUGCCAGCCUCAGCACCCACCAAGGUCAUCCUUAGCAGCUCCAAGUUCCGCAGCAAAGGUCGCUUCCCUGUCCUCUCGUACCUUCACAAAAACCAGGCCGCCCUAUGCCGCUCCUCCCAGCCGCUGUCUGGCUUCAGUGCUCGUUGCGAGGAAGAUGAGCAGCUGCUGGAUUGCAUUCUGCGCUCCAACCCCAACACGUCCCAUAUGAUUGUGGUGGACACCAGACCCAAGAUCAAUGCCAUGGCAAACCGAGCAGCAGGCAAAGGCUACGAGAACGAGGCAUACUACGAGAACAUCAAGUUUCAUUUCUCAGGCAUUGAAAACAUCCACGUCAUGAGAGCAUCCCUUGCUAAACAAAUUGAGACAUGCCAGUUAGUGCCGCCCUCCAUGAACGGCUUCAUCAGCGGUGUGGAGUCAUCUGGAUGGCUGAAACAUGUGCGCUCAGUGCUGGACACGGCUGUCUUCAUCACCAGCUCCAUGAUGGAAGGCGUCAGUGUGCUGGUCCAUUGCUCCGACGGCUGGGACCGCACCGCCCAGACCUGCGCCCUUGCCCAGCUGCUGCUCGAUCCUUACUACCGCACCAUCCAGGGCUUCCAGAUCCUGAUAGAGAAAGAAUGGCUGGCUUUCGGCCACAAGUUCACUGAUCGUUGUGGUCACAUCCAGGGUGACCCCAAGGAAGUCUCUCCAAUCUUCACACAGUUCAUAGAUUGUGUAUGGCAGCUGCAGCAGAUCUUGCCGUCAGCUUUUGAGUUCAACGAGCGCUACCUUCUGGUUCUGCAUGACCACGUCUUCUCAUGCCAGUUUGGAACGUUCAUCGGCAAUUGUCAAAAAGACAGAGUAGAUUUAAGGUUAUCGGAGAGGACGUACUCCCUGUGGGGCUUCAUCAGGAGCCAUGUGACGGAGUACAGGAACCCACUGUACAGGAGGGACUCCACCACAGAUGUGCUGCGCCUCACCCUGUGUCCCCAGAGUGUGCGGUUCUGGCGAGGGAUGUACAACAGGUUUGAGAACGGCAUCCAUCCUCGGGAGCCCCUUGGCGACCUGCUGGCAGCCACCACAGAGCACACACAGUCCCUCUCUGACCAGGCGGACUACCUCACCAAGCGAAUCACGUGGCUGAAGAGUGAGUUGGAGCGGCGGGGACGUAACACCCCAAGGAAGGCAGCUGACGGUCUGUGUGACAACCGCAUUCUUGACGAGGCUCAGCAGAAUGAGGGCAAGGUGGAGAGCCUGGGUGUGCUGGGGAUGCAGGAGAUAGAGGAAUCACUGGUGUCGGUGGGGGCACUCACCGUAACACAUGAGGCAGACUCAGACGUCACCUCAGACAAGAUUGCUCCUGACACAAACUUCAUCAACCCAUCGCACUUGAUUCAUGGCAGUGGAAAGAAGCUUAUGAACCAGCUGUUGUCUCACCAGGCUCUGCGAGCUGUCUCUCCCGAGCUGGCCUCUGUUGCUCUGGAUUGGAAGACUUUCAGGAACGUCAAGGAGUGCUCCUGCUCCACCCCUUUUGAUCAUUUCAGCCGCAAGCACCAUUGCUGGCGGUGUGGGGAAGUGUUCUGCACUCGCUGCAUAGACAAGAAGACAGCACUGCCUGGCCACCUCAGCCAGCAGCCAGUGCCUGUGUGCCGGCCAUGCUACAAGGACGUCACUCGCUCCGUCUCGGUGGACACGCCAUAGUUAGGGAGGAGGGGGUGAUGAACUACUGUGGAGUGAUUGAUUAUUUAUUCCUCUUCUUCUUUCUCCUCUUCUUCCUUCUCCUUCUCCUUCUUGUAAGAGCUGCAGCCAGGCUGGGGUGCUGCCUUGGCAUCUCAGGGCAGCCAGUCAAUCAGAUGGGAUGGAAUGUUCAUUCCUACUUAGCCCUUUGUUGGGUGAUGGUGUGGAAGGCAGGCAAGCAGCUUCCCUGUAAAUUUGCCUCUCUGUGUUAGGAGCAGAGAGCUGUGAUUGGCCAAUACAUAUUGGCCCUACUUAGAAGUGUCCAAUGGGAGUGCCACUGCCGCUGCCUGUGGAGGCUUCCACUGGUCAUGUUGUUGAUUUAUCACUGUUUGCACUCUCCUCAAAGAGGACGUGACUCUGGUAGUGCAUCGUUUGUACACAGGUGGGUUGUACUCCACCACACAGGAUUACCAAGCAUUACCAGAAUACUUCACCUACUUAAACCUCUUGAUCAUUCUUUGAUUGUUUAGCUAUUAGUUUGUUGGAGUGUCAAGUUGUACUUCAGUACAAGUUAUGAAAUGCAUUCAUCCUUUCCAUUAUCAAGAUGGAGUAAGGAGUGAAAUGCAUUAUUGUUAAAAUACCUGGAAGUCUAACUGACCUUAUAACUCAAAAAAAAAAUUACUGUACUCUGAUUUAGUUCCUAUUAUGAGACAAUUAUAUAAUGCAUUGUUAUGCUAGAAUCAUAUAAAGGUAUAAUUGAUAAUUUAAGUUUAAGUUAUAAAAGAGAGGCAGGAGUUGUGAGGUCAGCAUGUUGGUGGGCAGAAUGAGGCUGACACCAGCACACAGCACUGCAGGGCAUGGUGGUGGUGGUAGUGGUGGUGGUGGUGAGGCACCUUGGGGCCUUCCCCAGUGCACACAGUACCUAGAGAAGGUGCAGCUGUAGAGCUGCAUCACAAGUGCUGCAUGUGAAGCUGCACUGUGUAGCUUACACUGUGAUAGUGAGGAUCUGAAAGCAGUGGCACAAACAGGUUGCCACUUUGUGUAGCUAAAAUGAAACUGCCGGCCACAGGAGGCACUGCGUGUCUCAUGAUCCCGUUGUUUCUAGAUAUGUUGCAAUGCUGCAUAUGGCCGGUAGUCUGUCUGUCUGUCUAUUGUUCUCUCUGUCCACGUCUCUGAUGCCGUGUCUCCUUCCAAGAGAGAAGUGUCUAUCUGUCUCUGCAGGAAUACACUGCAAAAUUUGUACAGCAUGGCAGGGUGAACUGAAUCAAAACUGUUGCCUGUCAGAUGUGUGCCCUGCAUCUCCCUGCAGACAGAAGAUUCCACACUGGAAAAACAUUGAGACAUAAAUUUGUGAUCUGAAUAAAGUCAGGUUCGUGACAAUUUAGUUUCAGAAUUGGCACAGGCAAACUCAGAACGAGCUCUUCACAGUCUGUUGUAACUCUCCCUGACAUUCCUCACACCUUUUCCUCUUCUGUUGUCAUUCAGGUCCACAGGCAGCCUUCAGUGAGGAAGUUAAUUUUCACUCAUCACUGAGUCAUUAUUUUGAUUCAUUGCUCAUCUGUCUUACACUUUUCAUCUUAUUUCACAACAAAUAGUUGUUCCUUGUGUGACAUGAUUUCUUUGUACAUCAUUUGAGGGUUUUAUGUCACCAAAUUAACUCCCAAUAAUCCAUUUAAGUAUGAUGUGUCUGCUCUGAUCAAAGUUGCCUGGACAUCCUUCAAGGGGUGAGCCCUCAGAGUUACCAGGAAACAUCAAACUCAUCUUUGGGGAUAAAUUAAUAGGAGGAAAAAUAAAAGAUAAUGUUGAUGAAUUAAAUUUCACAUUAAAAGAUUUCAUAAGCAGUAGGAGAAAACUGUCAAACAAGAAAUAACUGAUUCAUUCCAGAUUCCAGAGUGUUUAUAAAGUUGGUUACAGAGAUCCUAGAAGACUCAAAGACUGGAACCUCACUCUUGUAUCAUUUGCACUCACACUCUAUAAACUGUGAACAGUAGAAAGUUGCACAAAGAGAGCAAAUAAAUUGUUGAGAAAGGGAAACCUAUACCAGUGCAUGUGGGUCAUAAACACAGGAAUGGUAGCAGUAGUUUAGGCAUUUUUCUUCCAGGCAAUACAGGGUUGUGCCUCACAGGUGUGCCAGUCUUUCCUCCCUGCUGGUCUCUACAGGUCUGAGUGGUCAAGGCAAUCAAGGGACACUGAGAAUAGACCCUUGAUAUAAUUGUGCCCCACAUUCACCUUGUAAUUAUUUCCGUUACCUUAAGUUUCUUCCAUUGAUCAGGGAAUACAUUACUAUUAUGAUACUACCAGAUACCAAACUUGUUCUUGCCUCAAAUAUCAUUAUUACAAAUUAUUUAUUAUUUUUUUAUGCUCAAAGCUUAUCAAGAGAUGAAUAAGAAGUGUGGUGUCAGGAGGAGGAAGGCAGUGAUUGCCAUUGAUUCAAAUUUUCAUAGAUGAAUAAAUAAAUGGAGACAAAUGUU